AUGGAGAACCCAGUGAUGAAGCGGAUUCUAGAGGAGUAUGAUAAGAUUGAAUCCAAUCCCUCCGACGAUUUCAUGUUCCGCAAGCUCGAUUGGGACUCAUAUGAAUGGCAAGGUGCACUCAGAGGCCCUUCUGGAACUGAAUUCGAGGGUGGGAUUUAUCAUGUGCUGCUCCAGUUUCCGAUCGAAUACCCAUGGAAGGAACCCGCAUUCAUCUUUUUGACUGAAAAUGGUUCAUUCAGUAUCGAAACCAAAACCAACGCAAGAUUAAACUGGGACCCAUCAAGGAGGUUGCGACAGGCUUUUCUUCAACUUAUUGAUUUAAUGCCCGACUGCCCAGAUUUUGAAUCGGAUUCAAUAGAACACAAAGAAAAGAGGCGUGAUCUGGCCAGGAAAUCUCGUGCAGCAGCCAGAGAAUAUGGCAAUGGUGAACGUCGGAAGUUAAUUAAUAAGAUUCAUCAACAUAUGCUAAGGGAUGUUCCUCAACUCCAACAGACGAGAAACACUUCCCUGACACAGAGAUGUGAGGAAGAGGUGGUUUUGGAUCGAGUCCGAUCAACGCAGAUGGAAUCAGACCGGAGUGUGAUAGUGGAGGACAAGUGCAACAUAAAGAACUCAUUGGAGAAGCGGAUUCUGGAGGAGUAUAAUGAGAUUGAAUCCAAUCCCUCCUAUGAUUUCACAUGCCUCACACAGUCGUGGAACAAAUAUGAAUGGCAAUAUGCAAUCAGAGGCCCUUGUGAAACUGAAUUUGAGGAUGGGAUUUACCAUGGGAUGGUCCAGUUUUCAGUGGGAUACCCAUCGAUGCCUCCUUCAAUCGUGUUCUUGACAGAAAAUGGUUGUUUCAAAAUCCAAACCAGCGCCAGCUUAAAGCGAUUACCGUACUGGCAGCCAUCAUGUAGUGUGCGAAAUUUUUUAGUUGCAGUUAUUGAGGAAAUGCCUUCCUACUCAAAUGGUGACUUGGUUCCAGUAGAAAACAAUAGGGAAGCAAGGCGGCGUCUGGCCAUCAAUUCUCGUGCAGAAGCCCCAAAAUAUGGCAGUGUUGAACGUCAGAAGUUAAUUGCUGAGAUUCAUGAACAUCUGCUAAUCAAGACAUCUGUUCCAGAACUGAGCCCUGUGACCUCACAGGCCUCCAACGGCACAGGCGGUGGCCUUGUCUUCAAUAUCAACUUCAUUUUUAGGGAUGCAUUCAACGUCAUUUUUGGAAAUACAUUGAAGAGCAUUUGUGGGAAUGCAUUUGGUGGUAGCAAUGCCGAUAAUGUAGGAGUUUCUAAUUCUAUGAAUGAGGCCCCCAACCCCAUGAUAAGAAUACUUUUUUCGGUUCUUAUGUUUUUCUUCAUUAUACUUUUUGGAUUUUGGUCAUACAAAAAAUGA
Molecule: messenger RNA, 1368 nt
Organism: Prunus armeniaca (apricot)
Lineage: Eukaryota; Viridiplantae; Streptophyta; Magnoliopsida; Rosales; Rosaceae
Source: the annotation of a GenBank genome assembly